CAAGAUUAGUGAACUGCUGAUGAUUAGUUAUGCGACACUUUAGAGCGGAUACACCACACCGGAAACGUUCCACUGGAUGGCGCUGGUCCACCACACCGCAUCAGCAUGCACUAGCAGAAUCGCGACUACAUAAACAAGAACACAUAUAAGUUUGGAAGUUCCAGUUCUUCUCUGUGCACUAAAUCGUUCAACAACCACCUCAAUUCAUCCUACACAAUGCCUCUCUGGAUAAUCUACCACCCCUCCUCAACCUUCACCUCCGAAGAGGAGAAAGCCGCGUUAGCAAAGGAAGUCACCAAAAUCUACACCGCCGUCCCCCUCCCGGCCUUCUACGUCAACGUUCUCUUCGUGCCCCUGCCAGCAACCUCUAUCUACGUCGGGGGUGUGGCACGCCCAUCACCACACACGUCCGCCAACCAUCCCGGUCCAGAGUCCAGCGUCCCCUUUAUCAGAUUCACCAUUCAGCACAUUGCGCGUACGCUUCCCAACGAUGAAGUCCGCGAUAGAUUUCUGAAGACGUUGGAUACCACGCUGAAGCCGUUCGUCGCGGAUAAGGGAUAUGACUGGGAGUACAGUCUUGAGGAGACAAGAAGAGACCUAUGGAAGGUCCAGGGCCUGGUGCCGCCGAUGCCGGGGAGUGACGCGGAACUGGAGUGGGUGAGGGAGAACAGAGCCAUCGAGUUUGAGCCUGCUCGGGGGAACCUUUGAGAAGGUCGAGGAAUGUACAUGCCUUAGCUAAGUAGUCAUUCAU
This is a messenger RNA of Paraphaeosphaeria sporulosa, 751 nucleotides long. RefSeq lists its product as uncharacterized. NCBI's taxonomy places the organism in Eukaryota, Fungi, Ascomycota, Dothideomycetes, Pleosporales, Didymosphaeriaceae. The transcript is spliced from 4 exons. The coding region runs from base 217 to 708 and encodes 163 amino acids. The record is from RefSeq and is a predicted model, not a curated record.